CCUUGUGAUUGAGCGCGUUUGGAUAACCUUCCUAUGUUAAGACUCUUAACCACACCUGCAAAGUCCUUUUGGGACCAUGACUAGAUUCCUGUGUCCCACCCAGAAGCUGCUGACUCAGACUCUUCAGGGGAGGAAACUGGGGUACCAUAUGUUUAAGAAAUCAGCUUUGUAGGAAGGCUGCUUCACUGGCAUCCUGUUCCGCCUAGACAGUGAUAUUUGGCAAAGCUUCGGAGAGCAGAAAAAUGUCCACUCGCUGUCACCAAGCUGCUAGUGAUAGUUACCUGGAACUUCUGAAGGAGGCUACGAAGAGAGAUCUGAAUCUUUCUGAUGAAGAUGGCAUGACUCCCACACUCCUAGCAGCCUACCAUGGGAACUUGGAAGCCCUAGAAAUAAUCUGCAGCAGAGGAGGGGACCCUAAUAGAUGUGACAUCUGGGGAAAUACUCCUUUACAUUAUGCAGCCUCCAACGGUCAUGCCCACUGCGUCUCAUUCCUGAUCAACUUUGGUGCCAACAUCUUUGCUCUGGACAAUGACUUACAGUCUCCACUGGAUGCUGCUGCCAGCAGAGAGCAGAAUGAAUGUGUUGCUCUUCUGGAUAAGGCUGCCACUGCCCAGAACAUCAUGAACCCCAAGAAAGUCACCAGACAGAAGGAGCAGGCUCAGAAGAAUGUCAAGAAGCAGAUCAAAGAGUGUGAGAGGCUCCAGGAGAAGCACCAAAAUAAGAUGGCCCGCACAUACAGCAAGGAGGAAUCUGGGACUCUUUCUUCUGCCAAGGGAACUUUCACUAGGUCAUUGCUUUCAAAUGCUUCUGCUUCUAACACAUUUGGGUCACUGUCUAAGGGUAUUAAAGAUACCCUCAAGCUUAAGUUCAAGAAGAACAAAGAUACAGCAGAGCAGUUAGGGAAUGAGAGCAGAAGUGGACAGAAGAAUGUGAUAGAAGUGUUCAGAGAGGAUGAGGAAGAUGAAUUCUCAGGGGACUUCAUAGAGAAGCUCCAGUUGUCUGCAAAGGGGGACAGCUGUAUGCAACACGAAUCCAUUCUCAACCGUCCAGGUCUAGGAAAUGUUGUUUUUGGAAGGAAUAGAAUAUUCAGCCCUGAAGACAUCUCAGACAGCAGGAGAGAGCUGGGGCUUACAAUACCCAGUGAACUGUUUCAGAGACAAGGAGAAGCUGAGGCUGAUGAAGAGGGAGAGGAAAACAACCAUGAAGGUGAUCUGCCCUGGGAUGAGGAUGAAGUGGAAUGGGAGGAAGAUGUGGUUGAUGCUACUGCCCUGGAAGUGUUCUUGCAGUCCCACUACUUGGAAGAAUUCCUUCCUAUUUUCAUGAGAGAGCAAAUUGAUCUGGAAGCUCUGCUGCUUUGCUCUGAUGAGGACCUUCAGAGCAUACACAUGCAGCUGGGUCCCAGGAAGAAAGUUCUUAAUGCCAUAAAUAGAAGGAAACAGGUGCUACAACAGCCUGGGCAGUUGGUUGACACCAACCUCUGAUGGAGUGUUGGGUCAAUGGGGUGAGUCUGUAGAGGUGGGGGUGAUGCUGUGGCCCCCUGGAGAUAUUCCAGGCAAUACCUACUCUAUACCCAAUACCAGACUACUGGAUUUCUAGGGGUUUGGAGGUGUCCACCUAAGAGAGAAGCCCAAAUUCUAUUCUGAGAAAUACUCUGUACCUAAAUUCAUAUAAACCACUCAAGGAGGUAAGACAUGGGAAUAAGGAAAUGACAUUUCUCUUCAAUUGUCUUUUUGAUAUUUUUGAAUAUAGAAAGGAUUGAAUGGAUGACAGAGAAUAGAAAAGACUUUAUUUCCUAACUCUGAACUUAAAAUUAUAGUCUCCAAUCACACUAGCUGCUGCCUAAUUUCUGAUCCUUAGCUCCAUGCCUUUACCUGUUGAUGGAAACUAAAAUUCCUCCACUGGCCUGUGGCUUGAUGCCCAACUUGAAUGUGUCUAACCCCAAUCAGUAGAUGUUUACAUGUUUACAAGGAAUAGAAAUGGGUCUGUAACAUUCCUACUUGGGAACAGAGAGAAUGUCAGGUAGAGAGAGAGAUGAAAUAGAAUGUACGGUACCUGUAUGGACUAAUUUUUGUCCUUCCAAAAUUUAUAUGCUUAAUUUCUGAUCUUGAGUCUAGGGAUUCUAACUCCAGUCAUCCUGUGAAGAGGUAGACACACUGGCGAUGUGCUUGCAUCGCCAUGUGAAGAGAAAGAAUAGGCCAUGUGAAGAUAAAGCAAGAAGGCAGUUAUCUGAAAGCCACAAAAGGAAGCCUCAAGAGAAACCAAACUUUUUAACUGUUUUAUCUUGGACUUCCAUCCUCCAGAGCUAUAAGAAAAUAAAGUUCUGUUGUUUAAGCCACCCAGUCUGUGAUAUUUUGUUACAGCAGUCUUAGCAGAAUAAGAUCAUCCUUAAGACAAGAGAGACAGGGAGUGGAAAAUAAAAAUACAGAAAAGAGGAUUAGAUGAUUUUUAGAUGGUUAGAUGAUUUUUUCCUAAGCCUAAGUGCCUCCUGAAACUUAAAAAGGAAAAAGAAAUCUAGGUUCUUUGUUGGGAAAAUUCAAUUGU
Budorcas taxicolor (takin) is the source of this 2541-nucleotide messenger RNA. It is a transcript of the gene ANKS4B, whose product is annotated as ankyrin repeat and sterile alpha motif domain containing 4B. The coding region runs from base 243 to 1481 and encodes 412 amino acids. Lineage: Eukaryota; Metazoa; Chordata; Mammalia; Artiodactyla; Bovidae. Gene Ontology annotation, molecular function: protein binding. Gene Ontology annotation, biological process: brush border assembly. The transcript has 4 exons. The record is from RefSeq and is a predicted model, not a curated record.